Tarenaya hassleriana is the source of this 2395-nucleotide messenger RNA. RefSeq names its product fimbrin-5-like. The record is from RefSeq and is a predicted model, not a curated record. The transcript has 15 exons. Gene Ontology annotation, molecular function: actin filament binding. Gene Ontology annotation, cellular component: actin filament bundle; actin filament; cytoplasm. NCBI's taxonomy places the organism in Eukaryota, Viridiplantae, Streptophyta, Magnoliopsida, Brassicales, Cleomaceae. Gene Ontology annotation, biological process: actin filament bundle assembly; actin filament network formation. The coding region runs from base 238 to 2247 and encodes 669 amino acids.
UUCUCUCCUUUGCAUUUGCUUCUGAUCAGUUUCGCCCAAAUUCACAAAUUACCCACACACACACACAAAAAAAAAAUUACGGCAAAAAAAAAGGGAAAGGGUUGAUCGAAAGUAUCUCUCUCUGCCCGUCAAGAACAACAUUGAAAGAUCCAAUCUUUAUGUCGUGUUUCGGAAUCUUCUGAGGAUUAGGGUUCCAUUUGGGUGACUUGGGAUUGAAGAAAAGAAGGGACAGUAGCCAUGUCUAGUUAUGUGGGUGUGCUUGUUUCGGAUCCAUGGCUUCAGAGCCAGUUCACUCAGGUCGAGUUACGAACCCUUAAGUCCAAGUUCAUCUCGAUUAGGACUCAAUCAGGUCACGUCACCAUUGGAGAUUUGCCUCCAGCUUUUGCAAAGUUGAAGGCGUUUAAUGGAACCUUCGAAGAGGAAGAGAUCAAGACUGUGUUAGGAGAGACGUAUAAAGACUCGGAAGAAGAAAUUGAAUUCGAGACCUUUCUCCGGGCAUUCUUGAGCGUUCAAGCCCGAGGAAUCGAGAAAUCAGGAGGCUCGAAACAUUCUUCUUCGUUUCUGAAAACUAGCACAACUACAGUUCGUCACGCCAUUAACGAAUCUGAGAAAGCUUCUUAUGUUGCCCAUAUCAAUAGUUACUUAGCUGAAGAUCCAUUCUUGAAGAACUUUCUUCCGAUUGAUCCAACCACUAAUGCCUUAUUCGAUUUGGCCACAGACGGGGUUCUGCUUUGUAAGCUUAUCAAUGUAGCGGUUCCCGGGACCAUAGAUGAAAGAGCUAUCAACACUAAGAAGGACCUUAACCUAUGGGAGAGGAAUGAGAACCAUACUCUUGGUCUUAAUUCUGCUAAAGCCAUUGGCUGCACUGUCGUUAAUAUCGGUACACAGGAUAUGGUUGAAGGAAGACCCCAUCUCGUACUCGGACUGAUAUCUCAGAUUAUAAAGAUUCAAUUAUUGGCGGAUCUUAAUCUGAGGAAAACUCCCCAACUCGUGGAGCUCAUCGAUGACAGUGAGGAUGUGGAAGAGCUCAUGGGUCUAGGUCCCGAAAAGGUUUUACUGAAAUGGAUGAAUUUUCAUCUGAAAAAAGUCGGGUAUGAGAAGCAAGUUACAAACUUCUCUUCGGAUUUGAAGGAUGGAGAGGCUUAUGCUCACUUGCUCAAUGCCCUUGCCCCUGAGCAUAGCACUCUCUCAACCUUAGAGACAAAAGACCCGACAGAAAGAGCGAAAAUGGUUCUAGAACAAGCUGAGAAGCUGGACUGCAAGAGAUAUAUUUCUCCCAAGGACAUUGUGGAAGGCUCGACAAAUCUUAAUAUUGCUUUUGUUGCCCAAAUUUUCCAACAUAGGAACGGAUUAACAGUUGACAUCCAGAAGAUGUCGUUUGCUGAGAUGAUGACGGAUGAUGCUCAGACAUCGAGAGAAGAAAGAUGCUUCAGACUUUGGAUCAACAGUCUGGGAAUAGCUACUUAUGUAAACAAUGUCUUCGAAGACGUUAGAAAUGGAUGGGUUCUGCUGGAAGUUCUUGACAAAGUCUCGCCUGGAUCUGUUAACUGGAAACUCGCUAAUAAGCCUCCUAUCAAGAUGCCAUUCAAGAAGGUAGAGAACUGCAACCAAGUCAUACAAGUCGGCAAAGAUUUGAGCUUCUCCCUCGUGAACGUGGCUGGCAACGAUUUCGUGCAAGGAAACAAGAAGCUCAUACUCGCAUUUUUAUGGCAAUUGAUGAGGUUUACAAUGCUCCAACUGCUCAAGAACUUGAGAUCAUGCUCACAGCACAAAGAGAUCACAGAUGCAGAUAUACUGAACUGGGCUAAUGGAAAAGUCAAGAAGGCCGGUAGGUCCUCUCAAAUGGAGAGCUUCAAGGACAAGAACCUCAGCAGCGGGAUUUUCUUCCUCGAUCUUCUCAGUGCUGUCGAGCCACGAGUGGUAAACUGGAGCAUUGUCACGAGCGGAGAGUCAGAUGAUGACAAGAGGCUGAAUGCUAAUUACAUAAUCAGUGUGGCAAGAAAACUCGGCUGCUCCAUCUUUCUAUUACCCGAGGACAUUUUCGAGGUGAAUCAGAAGAUGAUGCUCAUUUUGACAGCAAGCAUCAUGUACUGGAGCCUGCAGCAGCAAGGGGAAGACGGUGAAUCAACGGCUUCGGAAGCUGGAGCCGAAGUCGCUGACGGGGCAGAAGUCUCUGACUCGGCCGUCGACAGUGCUGCUCCGUCCGAGAUGGGUAGCCCCAUUGCAGGGGCUGAGGGGGAAAAGUGAACCAAGUGAUCGUGUGGGGUCAAAAUAUAAAUAAUGGAUAGUUGAGGAUUGUUUUUUUUUUCUGUGAGACCCACUUCUUGUAAUAAGAUGGAUCACGGAAUGGUCCUUCCCCGAAGGGGUUCCAUUUUUUGGUUGGAUGUAAAUUUUC